Dentiscutata erythropus is the source of this 327-nucleotide messenger RNA. NCBI's taxonomy places the organism in Eukaryota, Fungi, Glomeromycota, Glomeromycetes, Diversisporales, Gigasporaceae. The record is from the annotation of a GenBank genome assembly.
AUGACUUUCUUUGAAACUCUAAUAGUACAGAACAUAUUCCCUCCAAGUCUUAAUGAUCCAAAUGUCAUAUUAAAUGAGCUUCCAAGACAUUUUAAUUCACAGUCUGUGACUGCAUAUGGAGUAUUUAAAAUGAAUGUACAUAAGGAAGCACAAAGACUCGGAGUCGGCAAUAAUACUGAAAUAAAUGCUGUAGUGAGCAAAAUGUGGAACAGCGCAUCUCCAGCUGACAAAAACCAAUACUGUGUUUUAGCUUCAGCUACGACUGCGGUGUUGCCGAGAAGGUUCCCGUUUUUUGAAAUUCAAUAUGCUAAUAUUAUAUGGGGAUAA